AUUGUCUUCACAUCUAUGCAGUGCCUUUUCCCUAAAACCCUAAACCCCCAAUUCCUUGUCCGUUCCUUCAACACUACUCGCUCAAAGGCCUUCACUGUCCGAAGCAUGAGUUCCGGGUCACGAAUGUUCCAGCUCAAAGUCGACCCACUUACCGGAAACUCCGAAUGGGUCGUCAUUGAAGAAGAUGAAGCUUCAGGAGAUGCUACAAAACAGCUUCUUGCCAAUACUUCUUACCUUGACAUGCUUAAUGAUACUCGAAGAAAUAAAGCUUAUAGGGAAGCCAUUGACAAGACCAUAACCAAGCCUUGCCAUGUUCUCGAUAUUGGAGCGGGAACUGGUUUACUAUCUAUGAUGGCAGCCCGAGCAAUGGAUAAUGGAGAUUCGGUGGAGAGCUCGGGUUCAAAGGGGAUGGUUACCGCAUGUGAGUCAUAUCUUCCUAUGGUAAAAUUGAUGCGGAAGGUUUUGCAUGCCAAUGGUAUGCAAAGAAAAAUCCGCAUCAUUAACAAGAGGUCAGAUGAACUAGAAGUUGGUGUGGACAUGCCUUCACGGGCAGAUGUGCUUGUAAGCGAAAUACUCGACUCUGAGCUUUUGGGAGAAGGGUUAAUUCCAACUCUGCAGCAUGCUCAUGACCAGCUACUGGUAGACAAUCCGAAAACAGUGCCUUACCGUGCAACGGUUUAUGGUCAGCUGGUAGAAAGCACAGAUUUGUGGAAGCUGCAUGAUUUGUAUAACACUGAGAAAGAAGUACUAGAUGAAAUUCGUCUUGUUCCAGAAGGAAUGGAUUCAGCUUUAUGUGUCAAACGGCAACAAUUUUCCAUGCAUUGUGAUGCAUUGGAAGAAGACAUCAAGCUGCUAUCAGAACCCUUCAAAGUAUUUGAUUUUGACUUUUGGAGAAGGCCGGAUGGUCAUCGUGUAAUGGAACUGAGUGUACAAGCUACUAAUACUGGCACUGUUCAUGCUAUAAUCUCAUGGUGGUUGCUCCAGCUUGAUGAGAAAAGCACUAUCUUCUACUCCACUGCACCAAAAUGGAUAAGUUGCCCAUCUAGUAUGGAAGGAUUUAAUUCAUCUAUCAGCUGGAGUCAGAAUUGGUGUGACCACUGGAAACAAUGUGUUUGGUUCAUACCAAAGAAAGGUUUGUCUUUAUUGAAGGAUGAAGAAGUUAGUUUGCUGGCUGUUCACACUGAUACUAGCAUCUCAUAUGAAAUGAAGACUUUGUCCCAGAACUUGGAACUUGGACAAAGUGAGCUCAGUGCUCAGAAGUACCAAAUCACUUUGCUGCCAGAAAAAAUUGCAUUAUAUAGUGAUGUCAAUUGGAGAUGCUCAAUGCUGAAAGCUAUAAAAAAUGCAAUGAAGCAGAAAACUCCCUCCUUGUGUGUUGUUGUGGAUGAUAGCAUAUUUCUUGCGGUUGCUCUUUCCCAUCUCGCCAAAGGGUCUCAUGUGCUAUCAUUGUUUCCAGGAUUGCAAGAGAAAGGUGCGCAAUAUUUGCAAGCUGUUGCAGCUGCAAAUGGUUAUUCAAAGGAUCAUGUAGAAGUUCAGAAGAUGAGUGAACUGUUGACCUCUCAAAGUAGUCAGGAGAAGCAGAUUGACUUGUUAGUUGGGGAACCUUUUUAUUAUGGUAACAACAGUGUGCUUCCAUGGCAAAAUCUACGGUUCUGGAAGGACCGAAGUUUAUUGGAUUCAAUCCUAUCUGAAGGUGCAGUGAUUAUGCCUUGCAAAGGAUUGUUAAAGGCUUGUGCGAUGUCUCUUCCUGACCUUUGGCAAAGUCAUCAGUGCCUGCAACAUGUUGAAGGCUUUGAUCAUUCAGUUGUCAAUUCCACGUUAGGGGCAUGUGGAGGUUUACCUCCUGGACAAGAAAAUCCUACUCUACCUUUUUCAGUCUGGCAAUGUGGGGAGAGCAAGAAAAUGAGCGACAUAGUUACUAUCAUGGAAUUCAAUUUCCUGAAAACAAUAAGCCCAUGUUCUGGAAAAGCUAAGGUAGAAUUUAUUACACAUGGAAAAUGUCAUGGAUUUGUUCUUUGGAUUGACUGGGUGAUGGAUACAGAAGAAUCCAUUGUCUUGUCUACAGGACCAGAACAAAGAUACUGGAAGCAAGGGGUUAAACUUCUGAAGGAGCCCGUGGCUGUGGGGAGCCAUAGAUCUGCCACCACUGAUUGUCACUCAGCAGAUAUUGAAACGUCUUUCGAUCCAUCAACUGGUGACCUCAUUGUAGAUUAUGCUUUCUUAUAACCAAGAGUGCAUCAGUUGCCUUUCCCAAUUGGACUUGCUGGGAGUAUAAUCUUCUCAAUGUCAUACAAGUCCAAAGCUGCAAGUCAUCGUACUCCUCACUCUAAGUGGCAUAGAUACAUCAGCAAUGAAGGUCUAACACAAAUUCCAAGGCCACAGCUUCAAGGAUGUUAGGGUUAUCAGCACUACUUGCUCCGUAAUACUGCAGUCUGCAACUCCUUGAUAGCGAGUUACUGUAAGAUUAUAUUACCCAAAUGUGACCUUGUGCACAGAAGUUUUGCAUCUAGGUUUGUAGUUUCGAUUGGUUUGAUCCAACAUUCUAAGCGUUUUCUACAUGUUGCCAUUUUACAAGUCAUUUUCAUCUCACUACUUUUAGUUUGUUGAAAGAAUUGCUGCUUGCUGAGCUGCCACCAGAAGGUAAACGUGAAAUAGCAGCUACUUCAUACUGAUAAUUUAUUACUCUUGGAAAAGAAAGGAUCCUUCAAAAUUUCAUGCUUAAUGUGUUAAACUCAAAUAUAUGUUUAAGAGUAUUUAGAUAUCACUGGAA
This is a messenger RNA of Solanum verrucosum, 2770 nucleotides long. RefSeq names its product protein arginine N-methyltransferase 1.6. Gene Ontology annotation, biological process: peptidyl-arginine methylation. NCBI's taxonomy places the organism in Eukaryota, Viridiplantae, Streptophyta, Magnoliopsida, Solanales, Solanaceae. Gene Ontology annotation, molecular function: protein-arginine omega-N monomethyltransferase activity. The transcript is spliced from 14 exons. The record is from RefSeq and is a predicted model, not a curated record. Bases 16 to 2226 code for a protein of 736 amino acids.